Messenger RNA from Lagenorhynchus albirostris (white-beaked dolphin), 2296 nucleotides. Its product is annotated as keratin, type II cytoskeletal 75-like. Gene Ontology annotation, biological process: intermediate filament organization; keratinization. Lineage: Eukaryota; Metazoa; Chordata; Mammalia; Artiodactyla; Delphinidae. Gene Ontology annotation, cellular component: keratin filament. Gene Ontology annotation, molecular function: structural constituent of skin epidermis. The record is from RefSeq and is a predicted model, not a curated record.
UCCCCCUCCACACGUACCCACAUCAGGAGCUCUCCUCGCCAGCCUCUCCCAGCCACCAUGUCCAGGCAGUCCACUCUCACCUUCCAGACAGGCAGCCGCAGGGGCUUCAGCAUGGCCUCAGCCACCACCCUAGCCACCAGCCACUCUCGCUUCAGCUCCGUCUCUGUGGCCCACUCCCCGGUGGGCAGUGGAGGGAUGGGAAGGAUCAGCGGUGCUGGGACCAGCUGUGGAAGCCUCAGCCUCUACAACCUGGGGGGGACCAAGCGGGUCUCCAUCAGUGGGUGCAGCAGCUUCCGAAGUGGCUUUGAUGGCAGGGCAAGCAGAGAGAUUGAGGUCAGUGGUGGGUUCGGCUAUGGGGGCAGAACUGGAGGGGGCUAUGGGGGCCCCGGCUUCUCCGUCUGUCCCCCUGGAGGCAUCCAAGAGGUCACCAUCAACCAUCUCCUGACUCCCCUCAACCUGCAAAUUGACCCCACCAUCCAGCGGGUACGGAAAGAAGAGCGGGAGCAGAUCCAGACCCUCAAUGACAAGUUUGCCUCUUCCAUUGACAAGAUGCGGUUCCUGGAGCAGCAGAAUGAGGUCCUGGAGACCAAAUGGAGCCUGCUGCAGGAGCAGGGCACCAAGACCGUGAGGCAGAGCCUGGAGCCCAUCUUCAACACCUACAUCAACCUCCAGUGGCAGUUGGACAGCGUCACCACCAAGAGGGGCAGGCUGGGUGCUGAGCUGAGAACCAUGCAGGAUGUCGGGGAAGAUCUCAAAGUCAGUGAUGCUGAGUUAACUGGCUCUGCAGGAACUGUCCCAAUGCAGACCCGGGUCAGCGACACAUCGGUGGUCCUGUCCAUGGACAACAACUGCAUCCUGGACCUGGAUGGCAUCAUCGCCAAGGUCAAAGCCCAGUACGAGGACAUCGCCAACCGCAGCCGGGCUGAUGUUGUGUCCUGGUACCAGACCAAGUACGAGGAGCUGCAGGUCACGGCAGGCCGGCCCGGCGAUGAUCUCCGCAACACCAAACGAGAGAUCUCUGAGACGGACCAGAUGAUCCAGAGGCUGAGAGCCGAGAUCGACAACGUCAAGAUGCAGCGCUGCAAACUGGAGUGCGCCAUGCCCGAGGCGGAGCAGCAGGGGGAGGCGGCCCUCAACGACGCCAAGUGCAAGCUGGCUGGGCUGGAGGAGGCCCUGCAGAAGACCAGGCAGGACAUGGCCUGCCUGCUCAAGGAGUUCCAGGAGGUGAUGAACUCCAAGCUGGGCCUGGACAUCGAGAUCGCCACCUACAGGCGCCUGCUGGAGGGCGAGGAGCACGGCUCAGUCAAGGAUGGGCACCAGGCUGCAGGAAGGUGUUGGGCCCGUGAAUAUCUCUGUGAACAGCUCCAAAGGCACAUCCUCUACGAGCCAAGUGUGGUCAGCACACCCGUGUACUGUCCAGGGGACACCAGCGUCCUCAAGAGCAGCGGGGGCUGCAGCAUCAUGGCCCCGCAUAGGGCAUCUCUUCUGUGCCAAGCCCUGCAUUAGAAGCUGGUGAUACAGAGGUGACUACAACAUGCUCGGAAACCUAGAGUGACUCUCAGCCUCACAGAGGAGUCAUGAGCAGUGACAGCCAGAGAGAAUGGAAACGACAAGGAAAAGCAACUUGUGAUUAUGCCAGGCAAGGAGAUCAGGGAGAAGCUCACAGAGAAGAUUACAAGGACAGGGUCUGAACGGACAAGGGUUACUGACGUAUGGGCAACAUAUUAAAAAGAACCCACCCACUUGCUUUUUCAUUCACUCAAUAUAAUAUUUAUCAAGCACCUGUCAUGGGUCAGACCACCCAGGGGCUGGUGUCUCUGUGGUGAACAAGGCAGCCCCAGCCAGGGCUGACCUACCAGGAGGGACAGUAGACACAGUUCCUAGAGCCCAUGGUAGGGACCAUAAACUGGUGCAGCCACUUUAGAAAACAGUCCAGCAGUUCUUCAAAAUGUUAAACACAGAGUUACCAUGUGACCCAGCAAUUCCACUCCUAGGUAGAUACCCAAGAGAAAUGAAAACAUGUCCACACAAAAACUCGUACGUGAAUGUUCAUGGCAUCACUAUUCACAAGAGCCAAGAGGUGGAAACAACCAAAAUGUCCAUCAGUGGAUGAAUGGAUAAUCAAAAUUUGGUCUCUCCAUACAAUGAAAUAUUAUUUGGCCAUAAAAAGGAGUGAAGUACUAAUACGUGCUCCAACAUGGAUGAACCUUGAAAACAUGAGGGAGAUAAAAGAAGCCAGACACAGAGACCACAUGUUCUAUGAUUCCAUUCAUAUGAAAUUCCAGAUUAGGGCAAU